AUGAUUGACAGCUCUUCACUGCAGUCACGUAAUCUGGAAACAAUGCAGUUCUUGCAAUCGCAUCCUUAUAUGUCUAUCAAAGCAGUCAUAUUCGAUAUGGGAGGUGUGUUGAUAGAAGCACCCUACGGGAUUUGGAGAGGACCUACAAAACCAUUAUUCAGAUCUAUGGAAAAGAAACUGGAAUUCGACAGAGGCUCUCUAAUGAGGGCUCUGCUUACUCCACCAGUAAGAGACCAUUUUGAAGCACUGGAAAGAGGUGAAACGACCGCGGAAGAUUUUGAUCCACUUUUCACACAGUAUUACAACAAAAAGUAUGGACGCAGUGAAGAGCACAUUCCAAUGUUUUCGACCAUCAUUAAAGGACUUUACAAUACCAAAAUUAUUCCAGAAAUGGCCGCUUUACUAAAGGAUUUACGAUCAGCAGGCUGCAAAACAGCUCUUCUUACAAAUAAUUUCUAUGCCGACCGAGCUCGACUUAUACCAACAGUUCCAAAGGGGAUUGAAAAUUAUUUUGACGUGAUGGUAGAAUCAUGUAGGGCUGGUAUGCGGAAGCCGGAAGAUGCUAUCUACUUACACGUAUGCGGUCAGCUACAGCUGAAACCUGAACAAUGCAUGUUUCUCGAUGAUCUCGGAAUCAAUCUCAAAGCGGCGAGAGCUUUGGGAAUAACAACAAUCAAGGUCACUUCUCCACCUGAAGCAGCUGAGGAAGUGAGGAAUGCUUUGAGAGGUCUAUUCAAGCUUCCAUAAUCAAAGCAAAGAUUAGGAAAGCAGUAUUGUGCAUAGUUAUGAAACUUUCAAAUGAUCUUCAAAUUCUCAGAAAGGCAAUAAGCAAAUUAAAUGUAGAAAUUUUGUUCUUAUCAUAAACAGUUCUUUCCUUUUAUCCAAGCAACCUGGAGCUGCCAUGGGGUUUUAGAAAUUCUAUUUGAUGACCUUUUUGCGGGCUUUCCUAGACUGACGCUAAUUUGCAG
Molecule: messenger RNA, 968 nt
Organism: Cylicocyclus nassatus
Lineage: Eukaryota; Metazoa; Nematoda; Chromadorea; Rhabditida; Strongylidae
Source: the annotation of a GenBank genome assembly